AGAUGAUGAUGUUUCAAGAAGAUCUUUUGUGAUGGAAACUAGAAGAAUAGAAAGAUCUUCACAAUGUGUAACAGUACAGAAUUGAUAAAGCAAAGUCAUGGUAGAGAUUUUCCUAAGAUCAUCAUCACCUCAACUGCUUCACUCUACUUCAUGUCCUCCCAUUCAUAGGAGAGUGUCGGGAAGAAAAACAUCAGUGAAGUGUUCACUGAAUCUACCAAGCAAGAUUCUGAGUAACCAUGUCUUGUCUGGCCUUGCUGCUUCUUUGAUAUUUAUCUCUCCAGUAAAUCAGUGUGUAGCAGCAGAUCUAUCUUCUCAUCAACAAAAUCUAUGCCAGAUUGCCAGUGUGGAUGAUAAUGCAGUUAGCUCACCAUUUGAGAAAGAUUCCGGUGAAAAUCUAAUGAUGAUGAGAGGUAUGUCAGCCAAUAAUUUUGACCCUGUCAGAUAUUCAGGAAGAUGGUUCGAAGUUGCUUCGCUCAAACGCGGUUUCGCCGGACAAGGCCAAGAAGACUGUCAUUGCACUCAGGGUGUGUAUACAUUUGAUCGAGAAGCACCGGCGAUCCAAGUUGAUACCUUCUGUGUUCAUGGGAGUCCUAAUGGAUAUAUAACCGGCAUUAGAGGAAGGGUUCAAUGUCUUUCACUAGAAGAUUUGAAGAAAAAUGAAUCACAGCUUGAAAUGCAAGAGAUGAUCAGAGAAAAAUGUUAUCUCCGAUUUCCCACGUUGCCGUUCAUUCCUAAGUUGCCUUAUGAUGUGAUUGCUACUGAUUAUGACAAUUUCGCUCUCGUAUCUGGAGCUAAGGACACAGGUUUUGUUCAGAUAUACUCAAGAACACCUAAUCCAGGAACUGAAUUUAUAGAGAAAUACAAAGCUGAACUAGCAAAUUAUGGAUAUGAUCCAAGCAAAAUUAAAGAUACACCUCAAGAUUGCGAAGCAAUGUCCAAUAAUCAACUGACGGCGAUGAUGUCGAUGCCAGGGAUGCAACAAGCACUAACAAACCAGUUUCCUGAUCUUGAACUGAAGGGCAAUAUUGCAUUUGAUCCACUCACAAGUGUUUUUGACACUUUGAAGAAGCUUGUUGAACUCUAUUUUAAGUAGUUGCUCUCAAUUAAGUUUCAUCAUGUUGUGUGUUAGUAGUGAUUGCAAAAUCAUUACUACCAACUGAUGCAAAAGAAACAUUGAAUAUCUUGACAUUAUUAUACUAUUAAUCAAAUUAUUUGUACUCA
Molecule: messenger RNA, 1221 nt
Organism: Lathyrus oleraceus (garden pea)
Lineage: Eukaryota; Viridiplantae; Streptophyta; Magnoliopsida; Fabales; Fabaceae
Product: chloroplastic lipocalin
Exons: 5
Coding region: 98-1093 (331 amino acids)
Molecular function (GO): small molecule binding
Source: RefSeq, a predicted model, not a curated record